GCAAAUGUGUAAAUACUCAGUACGGAGAUGUUGUUUAGAGUUUCUAAACAGCGUAAUUAAAGUUGGGGUAAAAUAAUUAAUCUUUUUCGGCGCUAAUUAAUUACAUAGAAGAGAGUACUAAAAAGCAAACCGUACGCAGUUGGGGUGAAAACCUCAAAAGCAUCAACCGGAAAGCGACAUCUGCCUGUAAACUCUGCAGCUUCGCCACCACUGCUUUCAUUAAUUCCUUUCAACUGCAGCUGAAGAAGAAGAAGAAGAAGAAGAAGAAGAAGAAAACGACAAAAAAAUAUAUAUAUGGAAGGGGUGGGUUCGAGGCAGAGUCGGGCGUCGGCGCGGUACGCGGCGAGCCCGUCGGCGCCGGUGUUCAACGGUCCGGUGAGAAGGUGGAAGAAGCAGUGGGUCACCUCUCAAACCAAUGGCAGCGGCGGCGGCGGUAACAAUAACCGGAAGAACCCUCCUCCGCUGCUCCUCUGCCGCUGGACCCCACUCUCCUCCUCCACCGCUGAUGAGCCCCCACGCCGCCGCUUCCGAUACGCUCCGAUAGUUCCAAUAGAAAGGGGAAAUAUGAAAACCCUGGAGAAAGAUAGCAAUGGAGGUAGAAGAACAGGCAUAACAACAACAACAACUCAGACAAAUAAUGGUUCGGACAUUGUAAGUGAAAGUGAUGCUAUAACUCUGUCUGAAAAACCUAGCAAUGGAGAAGAAGAAGAAGAAGAAGAAGCUCUGGAACCUAAUGAAGAUCAAGCUGAUUCAAACAAAGCUCCGUUUCAUGGCUUCUAUCCUCGAGACGAAAAGAGAACUGAGUCCAAUGAGGGAAGGAAAAUGAUGAGUUAGAACUAGGAGAGAGAGAGUAGUGUUGGUUAUGUUAGCAUAAAUUAGCUCUAUUUCGAAACGUGAAAAAAGAGCAAAAACGAAAGCUUUAUCGGUUCUUGUUAUAUGCUCUAAUGCACAUAUAUUAAGCAAAGCGA
Messenger RNA from Erythranthe guttata (spotted monkey flower), 968 nucleotides. RefSeq lists its product as uncharacterized. Lineage: Eukaryota; Viridiplantae; Streptophyta; Magnoliopsida; Lamiales; Phrymaceae. The record is from RefSeq and is a predicted model, not a curated record.